Gongylonema pulchrum is the source of this 538-nucleotide messenger RNA. NCBI's taxonomy places the organism in Eukaryota, Metazoa, Nematoda, Chromadorea, Rhabditida, Gongylonematidae. The record is from the annotation of a GenBank genome assembly.
AGACAUCCAAAAUGUUGUCAGAUCAAUUAGAGAAUGCGAUGCCGACGGUGUAUGAUAAAAAUCCACGGCGAUGGAAACCGACGGAGUCAGAUUUCGAUCCGGAUACCGUUGAUCCAAUCAAUGUGCAGGAAAUUUUUGAUUACCUGAGAGAUAUCAACGAUCCGGAACAUCCGUUAACGCUUGAACAGCUCAAUGUUGUCCAAGAAGAUUUGAUUGCUGUUGAAGAAGAUGAUGGAGAGACUGUUGUCGAUGUACAGUAUGUACCGACGAUACCACACUGCUCAAUGGCGACUUUAAUCGGCCUAACACUUCAUGUCAAAUUGAUGCUUUCUGUGCAUUCUGGCGUAAAAACUAUUGUGAGGAUAGCCGAGGGCACUCAUGUGUCUGCCAGUGCAAUCAAUAAGCAGCUAGCCGACAAAGAACGCGUCGCAGCUGCCCUGGAAAAUCCUCAGCUGAUGAAAGUCGUUUAUCAGUGUUUAACACCGAAGAAUCAAGAUUUCAGAGAGAUGAUUGACAUCUCCCGUUUAUCUCACUGAAG